This is a messenger RNA of Rangifer tarandus platyrhynchus (Svalbard reindeer), 603 nucleotides long. Lineage: Eukaryota; Metazoa; Chordata; Mammalia; Artiodactyla; Cervidae. The record is from the annotation of a GenBank genome assembly.
AUGGAGGACAAGAAGAAGAAAAGGAGUCCCAAGCCCUGUUUGACCCAGCCAGCCCAGCCCCCAGGCACACUACGCAGGGUCCCAGUGCCCACCAGCCACAGUGGCUCCUUGGCCCUGGGACUCCCUCAUCUGCCAUCCCCCAAACAGCGGACCAAGUUCAAGAGGGUAGGCAAGGAGAAGUGCCGCCCCGUGCUGGCAGGAGGUGCAGGCGGCUCUGCAGGCACCCCCCUGCAGCACUCUUUCCUGACUGAGGUGACCGACGUCUAUGAAAUGGAAGGGGGGCUGCUGAACCUGCUCAAUGACUUCCACUCAGGCCGGCUGCAGGCCUUCGGGAAGGAAUGCUCCUUUGAGCAGUUGGAGCACGUGCGGGAGAUGCAGGAGAAGCUGGCCCGGCUGCACUUCAGCCUAGACGUGUGUGGAGAGGAGGAAGAGGAGGAGGAGGAAGAGGACGGGGUGACUGGCGGGCUACCUGAGGAGCAGAAAAAGACGAUGGCUGACCGCAACCUGGACCAGCUGCUUAGCAAUCUGGAAGAUCUUAGUAAUUCUAUACAGAAGCUGCACCUGGCCGAGAACGCCGAGCCUGAGGAGCCGUCAGCUGUGUAG